AUGAGAACUUCAUGGGCAGAUUCUGUUGCUAACUCUGCAUCUGAGAAUGCAGCCACUGGUUCCUCUCAAAGUAAUGGCCCGUCUCGACCUACUCGUUCUAGUUAUGUUCCCCCACACCUCCGCAACAGGCCUCCAGUGGAUUCUGUGGCCCCUUCACAAACUGCUCCUUUGCCAGUCAAUGAAUGGUUUGGUUACAGUGCACCUGUUGGUGGGUCGCGUUGGGCUGGUGGCUCUGGUGGUUAUGCUGGGCAUCCAGGAUAUGGUACUGGAAGUCGUAGCGGUGGUGGUUGGAAUGGUAGAAGUGAUGGGAGGGACCGCAGUAGAGAUUUUGAGGUGAACCCAUUUGGUGACGAUGAUGAUGUGGAGCAAACCCCUGAUGAGCAAGGGAACGCAGGCAUUAAUUUUGAUGCCUACGAGGAUAUCCCAGUUGAGACAAGUGGUGAUAAUGUGCCCCCUCCUGUCGGUACAUUUGCAGAGAUAGAUUUGGGGGAGGCAUUGAAUCAAAAUAUUCGGAGGUGUAAGUAUGUGAAACCGACUCCUGUUCAGCGUCAUGCAGUUCCAAUAUCACUUGCCGGGCGCGAUUUGAUGGCUUGUGCUCAGACGGGAUCAGGGAAGACAGCCGCUUUCUGUUUUCCAAUAAUUAGUGGAAUAAUGCGGGGGCAGUUUCUACAGAGACCUCGUGGAGCACGGACUGUGUGUCCACUUGCCCUUAUUCUCUCCCCUACAAGAGAGCUCUCAUGUCAGAUUCAUGAUGAAGCCAAAAAGUUUUCCUAUCAAACUGGUGUCAAGGUGGUAGUAGUUUAUGGAGGAGCGCCAGUCAACCAACAGUUGCGAGAGCUAGAAAGAGGAGUCGACAUUCUUGUGGCUACUCCUGGACGAUUGGUAGAUUUUCUUGAGCGGGCUAGAGUCUCAUUGCAGAUGAUCAGAUAUUUGGCUCUUGAUGAGGCAGAUCGGAUGCUGGAUAUGGGUUUUGAGCCUCAAAUUAGAAAGAUAGUUGAACAAAUGGACAUGCCUCCACCUGGUAUGAGACAGACAAUGCUGUUCAGUGCGACAUUUCCAAAGGAGAUACAGAGACUUGCAUCUGAUUUUCUUUCAAAUUACAUAUUCUUGGCUGUUGGAAGAGUUGGUUCAAGCACCGACUUAAUUGUUCAGAGAGUUGAAUUUGUUCAUGAGUCUGACAAGAGAAGCCAUCUGAUGGACCUUCUUCAUGCGCAGAAGGAAAGUGGAUCUCAUGGCAAGCAAGCUUUGACGUUGGUUUUUGUGGAGACAAAAAAGGGAGCUGACUCAUUGGAACAGUGGCUGUGUAUGAAUGGCUUUCCUGCAACAACUAUUCAUGGUGAUAGAACACAGCAGGAAAGAGAAAUGGCAUUACGCUCAUUUAAGAGUGGAAGGACACCAAUUCUGGUUGCCACAGAUGUGGCAGCACGUGGUCUUGAUAUCCCCCAUGUGGCUCAUGUUGUUAACUUUGAUCUCCCAAACGAUAUUGAUGAUUAUGUUCACCGGAUAGGACGGACAGGGCGAGCUGGAAAAACAGGAUUGGCGACAGCCUUCUUCAACGACAACAAUUUGUCACUGGCAAGGCCACUAGCUGAUCUAAUGCAAGAAGCAAACCAGGAGGUACCGCAAUGGCUCACUCGUUAUGCAUCUCGGGCCUCAUAUGGCGGUGGAAAGAAUCGGAGGUCUGGUGCAGGCCGUUUCGGUGGCCGUGACUUUAGGAAGGAUGGCUCUUUCAAUAGGGGGACGGAUUACUAUGGUGGAGGGAACAAUAGUGGUGGGUAUGGAGUUCCUGGUGGUCAUGGUGGUGGAGGUUAUGGUUCAGGUGUGACCAGUGCUUGGGAUUAGUUGAUUGUACUACUGAAUUCAGUCUAUUGUUCUCACCCAAGUAAAUAAAAAAAAAUUAUCGGAGCUCAAGGAUUGGCUUUUUUCCUUACUGUUCCUAGUUUUUUUCACUGGAGUUUCUGAUGCUGCAAUGUUGUAUUAAGCUCUUAUGGAGAUACGCUUUGGUUAUUGAAUGUGGGGGGCUUAAUGGUGUCCGAGGUUCAGGUGAGCGUCAUGUUGAGCGUGCGGUGGGGUGGGGGAGGAGAUGCGAGAGAUAGAUGAUAGGCUAUUUACGGUUGGGCGUGCCGCAUGGUGAGGUUUUAGACUGUAAAUUACUGACCAAGUGAGGAGAAAGAUCUGCCCAAAAUUAGGUUGCAGGUUAGGUUUUGUCUUGGUGUGGAUACUCAGUGCCUCAAAAAAGCAUAUGUAGGUUUGUUUCUGUUUUGGCAUGUAAAGUUUAAGAAAAUUGUUAGCCUUGUUUCCACCGGUUUGGAAAAUUUGCAAAAGUACGGUUGUAAAUGGCUAAAUGCAUGAAUCAAUUAACUGUCUUAACUA
Molecule: messenger RNA, 2373 nt
Organism: Tripterygium wilfordii
Lineage: Eukaryota; Viridiplantae; Streptophyta; Magnoliopsida; Celastrales; Celastraceae
Product: DEAD-box ATP-dependent RNA helicase 37-like
Exons: 6
Coding region: 1-1842 (613 amino acids)
Cellular component (GO): nucleus
Molecular function (GO): ATP binding; RNA binding; RNA helicase activity
Source: RefSeq, a predicted model, not a curated record